UCAGUGUGUAAGGCUGUGCCACAAUUUGAGGACGCCCUUGAAGUCAGCCUUCAGGCAGCCCAGGCCCCAGCGGGCCGCUUUUUAAGCAUUCAAUGACGCACCUUUCGGCUUCAACGCGACUAACAAUUUUGAUGAUGCUUCGAUGGUUGUCCUGAUUUUUGUGGUUUCCAACGGUCCUCAACGCAACCACAAAUGUGCCUCAAGUCUGCAGCAAUCUGCAAAACUGAAUUUGCCCUGACUUACUCAACGAAACGAUUGAACAUAACAUAAAAAUGUCGAAGAAUGCGAGGCUGAAGACAUGGACAUUUCCACAUCAGAGACAGAGAAACUCCGAGCGGCUUAUUGCCCUCCCCUAGAUGAACCGCUAUUCUAUGCAAUCUGUUCAGAAUAUGAGCUUCCACGAGAUCGAGAUGCCUUGAGCGCAAUCCUUGACAGCCUGAAAGGUAGUGCUUUGGAACAAGCGGACACCGAGUUCGACCCGUCAGGCACAGGAGGCCUAUCACGUGCACGAGAUGCCACGGAAACUUCGCGAUCAAGCCCGGAGGAUAGCUUGUCCAACGGCGUUACGAGUAUCACAAUAGGUCUUUCCGACCUAGGAUGGAAAGAUUCAGAGAGCCUUGGCCACGAUCUGGAUAGUUCGACAUUGGACCAGAAGACAGAUUGGCUGCUGAACAUCUUCCCCGAUAUACCAAGGCGUGAACUGGCCAGUAUUCUCGAAAGUCAUGGUGGCGCUUUAGAUACGGCUACGGACGAGUUGCUGAACUUGUCAUUUCUCAACCAUGGAUAUGAACCAGAACCUGCCGAAGAUGUGCCGGUCCUCAAAAGCAUCGACGCAUUUGUGGAAGGAGUGCAGGAGCCUCGCAAGGGUAGAAGGAAGAAGAAGGCUAGGACGAAUGAGUCAUCACGAGCAAGCUCUGUCUCCUCUCCGACCCAGCAGGGUGAAUAUGCGCCUGCGAACGUGUGGUCCACCAUGAGUCAAGACGUCGACUUCAUCUGUUCAAGAACAAGCCUGCAUCCUCAAAUGGUAAGAUCAACUUACCACGAGCAUGGGGCACGACUGGCGUCAACUAUCCGUGCUUUGGCAGUGAAGGAAGGUACGGAGUGUGGUCGCCUGCAAGAAGUGGAUCCCCUUAUGGAAUUGCAGAUCUCCGAGUUUCAGUCGCAAUUUCACCAUGUGCCAAAGUCGCAGUUGUACGGCGUUCUGAUACUAGCUCGAAAGAUUCCGUCUGCUGCGUACGAGCUGCUAGAAGCUAUGACAGCACCAGUCACAGACGAAAGCUCAGGCCGAAUGUAUGCGCAGUACGCACCUGUUGAUCUAAAGGAAAACACGCCCUUCGAGUCAUCAAAUAGGACCAGCCGGACCAUUGUCAUGGCGGGCCCUGGUAGAGCGUCCGCUGCAAUCUACAGAGCAGCAGCGAACCAGAGCUUCGAUCAAGCUUCAGCUGCGCACAAGAAAAGCAAGUCUGAUAGACUAUAUGGUGGAGUUGCAGCAUAUCACGCGGAGCUCGGUCGCGAACGGGCAAUGGCAGCCAAAGAGCUCAAAGCUGCAGAAGCAGACACUCUUGUAACGCGCCAGUCCUCCUCAAAUGUGCUCGACUUGCACGGAGUGAGUGUUCAAGAUGCUGUGCGCAUUGCCAAUUCUCAGACACAGAGCUGGUGGAGUAGCCUCGGAGAUGCGAAAUACGCCUCGGGAGGAGGUGGCCCUGCCAGAGCCGGCUUCAGGAUAGUGACCGGAGUCGGCACUCACAGUAAAAAUCAUGCUCCCAGGAUAGGGCCUGCGGUUAGCAAGAUGCUUAUUCGAGAGGGGUGGAGAAUAGAGAUUGGUCAUGGUGAGCUAAUCGUGACUGGCAAGAGUCGACGUUGAAUGUCGACUUGGAAGACCGGACACCCAUAAUCUGUGUCUACAUAUACGCGAGUGAAGAAGAAAGUAAAGAGUCGUCAAAUCCCGCAUCAGAAAUGAAGCUACAUUCCAAAUGCUUCAGCCUCAGCCUCGCAACCCAUAAAA
Exophiala viscosa is the source of this 2005-nucleotide messenger RNA. RefSeq lists its product as uncharacterized. Gene Ontology annotation, cellular component: nucleus. Gene Ontology annotation, molecular function: endonuclease activity; ubiquitin binding. Bases 299 to 1864 code for a protein of 521 amino acids. The transcript is spliced from 2 exons. The record is from RefSeq and is a predicted model, not a curated record. NCBI's taxonomy places the organism in Eukaryota, Fungi, Ascomycota, Eurotiomycetes, Chaetothyriales, Herpotrichiellaceae.